AUGGCAGCGCAAUAUCUCAGCAACAUCUUCUCGCUUGAGGGCAAAUCAGCCAUUGUGACGGGUGGAACGGGAGGGCUUGGGUCGGCGUUGGCCACCGCAUUGGCUCAAGCCGGAGUCUCGACGAUAGUCUCCAUUGAACUCCCCAAUGAUCCAAUGUCCUCAGACCUGAAAUCGAAGAUUGAAGGUGUCGGCGGUAAACUGUUGCAGUUCCAAUGUGAUCUGCGGAAUGCAAAGAGCCUUCGAGAAUGCUAUCAAUCAGUAUGGGACGCUGGGGUAGUGCCCGACAUAUUGCUCAAUUGCGCUGGCGUCAUGCGGCGUAACCUCUGCGAGAAUGCAACUGACGAGGAGCUUGACCUGCUCCUAGAGGUGAAUGUAAAAUCAUUCUACAUCUCCAUGCAAGAGUUCGGCCGGAAGCUUCUCUCCCUCGGACGACCGGGUAAGAUCGUCAAUAUCGCCUCCGUCACUUCUUACCAGGCUGGGUUCAAUACCAGCGUCUACUCGAGUACCAAAGGUGCCGUCAUGCAGAUGACUAAAGCUUUCAGCAAUGAAUGGGCAAGCAAGGGUAUUCAGGUCAAUGCAAUUUGCCCAGGAUUUAUGAAGACCUCCAUGACAGCGCAGUACCAAGGGGAUCAGAAGAUGGUGGAUUACCUCAUGGCUCGAGUUCCAAUGCAGCGAUGGGGAGAGCCUCAGGAUCUGGUGCCCGCGAUGUUGUUCCUGGCUGCUCCAGGGAAUACCUUCACUUCGGGAGCAUGUUUAAUUGUCGAUGGCGGAUAUUGCGGCAAAUAG
Messenger RNA from Cladophialophora yegresii CBS 114405, 786 nucleotides. RefSeq lists its product as uncharacterized. Bases 1 to 786 code for a protein of 261 amino acids. Gene Ontology annotation, molecular function: oxidoreductase activity, acting on the CH-OH group of donors, NAD or NADP as acceptor. Lineage: Eukaryota; Fungi; Ascomycota; Eurotiomycetes; Chaetothyriales; Herpotrichiellaceae. The transcript has 2 exons. The record is from RefSeq and is a predicted model, not a curated record.